CCGACUUAUUUUGAUUAUGGAUCCAUAUAUGGGACUGUCAACGGAACUAUAGCCGGUAAUACGCUCGUUGCCGGAUCAUCCGAAUCAUCUAAGUCAAAAAGAGAUCGGGAAAAGUCCUUCGAACGACAAUCAUCCAAUCUGUUUUUGCGGAAAUCAGAAAUAGAACAGGAUAUUUCUAACGAAACGGGCAACGAGAAGGGCGAGGUCGAUCAUGAAUUACAAGAUUCGGAUUUGGAUACAGCAGAUAAUGAGGAGGCGAUCGAUGAUCAAGGAGAG
Acaulospora morrowiae is the source of this 276-nucleotide messenger RNA. The record is from the annotation of a GenBank genome assembly. Lineage: Eukaryota; Fungi; Glomeromycota; Glomeromycetes; Diversisporales; Acaulosporaceae.